Molecule: messenger RNA, 985 nt
Organism: Myiozetetes cayanensis
Lineage: Eukaryota; Metazoa; Chordata; Aves; Passeriformes; Tyrannidae
Product: long-chain fatty acid transport protein 1-like
Exons: 3
Coding region: 2-721 (239 amino acids)
Biological process (GO): negative regulation of phospholipid biosynthetic process; positive regulation of protein serine/threonine kinase activity; phosphatidylinositol biosynthetic process
Cellular component (GO): plasma membrane; mitochondrial inner membrane
Molecular function (GO): long-chain fatty acid transmembrane transporter activity; fatty acid transmembrane transporter activity; long-chain fatty acid-CoA ligase activity
Source: RefSeq, a predicted model, not a curated record
CAUGGCUCGUGUGCCGCUGCCGGCGCUGCACCCCGCGGGGCUUUGCGCGGCCUCGCUGGGCUCCCUGGGGCUGCUGCGGCUCUUGGGGGCCCCGUGGCCCUGGAGCGUGGCGGCCUCGCUGGGGCUGUGCCUGGGCGGAGGAGGGUGGCGGCUGCUGCGGCUCAUCGUGCGGACCGCGCCCCGCGACCUCUUCGGGCUGUGGGUGCUGCUGCGGGUGCGGUUCCACCUGCGGCGCCACCAGCGCUCCCGCUCCACCGUCCCGGGGCUCUUCGCGGCCGUGGCGCGGCGCCUGCCGGACAAGGCCGCGCUCAUCUACGAGGCCACCGGCGAGCUCUGGACCUUCCGCCGCCUCGACGAGGUGUCCAACGCCGUGGGCCACGUGUUCCGGCGCCGGGGCUUCGGCUGCGGGGACGUGGUGGCCCUGCUGAUGGAGUCGCGGCCCGAGUUCGUGGCGCUCUGGCUGGGCCUGGCCAAGGCGGGCGCCGAGGCCGCGCUCCUCAACUCCAACCUGCGGCGGGAGUCGCUGGCCUACUGCGUGGCCGCCUCCGGAGCCAGGGCCAUCGUCUUCGGGGGGGAGCUGGCCGCAGCCGUGGCCGAGGUGGACGGGAUGCUGGGCAAGAACAUGGAGAAGUUUUGCUCCGGGGAAUUCCACCCGGACCUGGUGCCCAGGGACACCAAACACCUGGACCCCCUCCUGAAUUCCGCCCCCACGACCCCCUGACCCCCACCCCGGAGAAAGGCCUGGAUGGUGAGUCACUCCCCCUUGGAAAUUCCCGGGAAUGGGGGCAGGGAGUUGGUGGCACAAAAAGGAGGGAUUGGAGGGAUGGGAUCAACCCCUCCCAGCUCUGAAAUCAUGGAAUCCUGGAAUGGUUUGGGUGGGAAGGGACCUUAAAGCUCAUCCCAUCAAUCCCAUCCCAUCCCAUCCCAUCCCAUCCCAUCCCAUCCCAUCCCAUCCCAUCCCAUCCCAUCCCAUCCCAUCCCAUCA